Molecule: messenger RNA, 1091 nt
Organism: Oreochromis aureus
Lineage: Eukaryota; Metazoa; Chordata; Actinopteri; Cichliformes; Cichlidae
Gene: miso1
Product: c18h3orf33 homolog (H. sapiens)
Exons: 5
Coding region: 21-821 (266 amino acids)
Source: RefSeq, a predicted model, not a curated record
CCGAGUGGGCGGGGCUUCGGAUGCUUCGAGAAAAUGUCAACAACAUGCCGCAGACUUCCAGAGAAACAGAAAGUGAGGAGGAAAUGAGGGACAGACAACAAAGAAAGGAAGAAACCCCGGUGUCUCAUAACAUCGUGACUUUAAUAUCUCAGUUCGCAGAUGAUAAUUUAACGCUCGUGCGGAAUAUAAGCACUGGACUGGCCAUUGCUGGUGUAAUUGUCAUAGCAAGGAGUAUCAAACUGAUCACAAAAUUUCAAGCUGCGUGUGACAUCCCCACACGUUUUAUUGAGAGGAACGUCAGCCUUCGUGGGAAAGUCCAUUCCAUCACAGAGAAAGGAUUUAAAGUGGAGCACGUCCCAAUUUAUCUGCCUGUUAUCUCUCCAUUACUUUCAAAGUAUAAGGAUGUGUCUACAUCCCUGCUGCUGGUCCAUCUUGCAGGAGUGGAGCUGACACCACAGGGGAAACUAUGGCUGGAGAAGAACGUGGCCCCUUCCCAAAUGGUGUGGUUGAAGCUUAUCAGCCGAGAGGACGACAUAUUGCAUUGUUUGGUGUCUCAAAGCAGGAAGGGGUCAUUGAGGAGCUACUGUAUGAACGAAGAGGUACUCAGGCUCGGACUGGCUCGCACUGCCCCCGUAGCUGGUGUCCUCCCUGACUCGCGCCUCUACUGGCGUCUCCACAGACGACUGCACAGGGCAGAGGUGAAAGCUGAGAGGAAGGGUCGGGGUAUGUGGAAGGAGGACACCCUGUGGGAGAGAACUUCCAAAGCUAUCAGGGACAACGCUGUAUUCAGACUGUUGAAGAGGAUCUUUAAAAGAACCUGAUGCACCAAGUGAGCGAUGAUUUCCAAGUCAGAAUCACAAAAAAGUUUGUUGGAAGUGUGGAAGUGGAAGCCAAAAAUGUGAUAUUUUACAUUCCCUUUAUUGUGCACUUAGGAUUUCUUUAAGUCUUUGAUCUGCUUUAUUUUCUCUAAUACUUAAAAAAAAUUCCCAAGAAGUACAUUUAUACAUCAAAUCCUUAGUGCACCUGUUGCAAACGAUUGAAACGUGUUUUACUGUGUUUCUCAGUCAUAAAAAGCUUGAAAUUCUUAAAAA